AUCGCGCCGACGUACAGGAAGUGGCAGCAGUCGCGUCCUGCGGGGUUCCGCUCACUGGCACUUUAACUUCAAGACGAGCGACCGCGUACUUGUCACUCAGCCCUUUGACGACCUCUUGUCACAUUUUCGCCCGAAUGGCUUAUCCGGGAUACGGCGGGUAUGGAGCACCAGGUAUGCCACCUCAGGGGAUGCCACCUCCUGGAAUGCCAGGAGGACCAAUGGGAGCCCCUAUGGGACCAAUGGGAGGUGCACCGCCCCAGGGAGGGUAUCCCCCAUACGGUGGAGGCUAUCCAAUGAACUACGGCGCUCCACAGGCAGCUGCUAAUGAUCCGAUGUGGGGUUAUUUUACUGCCAUCGCUGGCCAGGAUGGUGAGAUUGAUGCAGAGGAACUUCAGAGGUGUCUAACUCAGUCUGGUAUUACUGGCAGCUACACACCAUUCAGCUUGGAAACAUGCAGGAUCAUGAUUGCAAUGCUGGAUAGAGAUUAUACUGGCAAGAUGGGUUUCAACGAGUUCAAAGAGCUGUUUGGCGCUCUGAACAGCUGGAAGUCAAACUUCAUGAUGUUCGACCAGGACAGGAGCGGCACCGUGGAACCUCAUGAGAUGUCCCAGGCCGUCAACGCGAUGGGCUACAGGAUCAGUCAACAGGCUGUGAAUGGAAUCAUUAAGCGCUACAGCAAAGGUGGAAGAGUCUUCUUCGAUGACUACGUGGCCUGUUGUGUGAAACUCAGGGCUCUCACAGAAAACUUCAGACGGAGAGACACUAUGCAGCAGGGAGCCGUCACCUUCCAAUACGACGACUUUGUCCAGUGUACAAUGUCCAUUUAAGUGCUGCUGUCUCCUGUACCGUAAGAUCAGGGCAUUUAACUAACCAAUCCCUGGUGGUGUCUGGACCACCGCCUCAGAGGAAUUGCAGACGGAGGCCAAAUUUAUUACUGAAUCGUGUCUGAGCCACGGCGGGAAAGUACCCAUUGCUUGUUUGCUUGCUGCAACGCUUAAUUCUUAAAUGCCGCACAUGGAUGUGCCGAACAUGUAUCAGAUGUCAAGAGACACUGCUAGAAGUACCUGCUUGCAAAAGCGAAGAGUUUUCUUCCAAAAUCUGAGUUGUGUUGCCUCACGAGCUAGACCAUAACUGAACGUAGAUCACAUUGAUGUUUUCGGUGAGGUCGGACCCGACCUCCCUCGAAAUGAGAGUAAUUCGAGAAAGGUGUGCACAUUCAAAAGGGAAGACGUGCCAAUCACAUAUUUGGAAACUGAUCCAAGAGGACUUUGUAAUUGGGGCCUGACACAGCAGAAGGCAGUCGUAUACAACAAUGAUUUACAUGACGGGCACAACAGUCAAUCAUGCGAGGGUUGUCUGUUAACGUGGACAUCACCGGGCUGUCACAUUUACCACGUUGUCUCUGUCACUAUUGUCGGUCACUGCCGAGUCGCGUUCCGACUCGGAGACACAGUCCCCCGAGAGAUCAACGCUGUCGGGCUGCUGUCGCGAUUGGCCUGGCUUGUGAGGCUACUAGUGAUUUAUUUUAAAGGGAAAGAACAGUGAAUUAGCUGACAAUUAGUAUGUGUAAAAUGGAAAGUCAGUGUCGUGUUAUCAGCCAACUAAGGACUUGAGCUCUGUGCCGUCCUUGGAAAAAGUGGUUUUGUUUGGGUACCGUCGUCGGUGAAGGGGGCAGUUUUUUUUUACUGGUGGAUUGAAAUCAUUUUGGAAUUAAACUCUUCCGCUGCUAGUGCUAAGUGAACUGGUUAUUUGUAUUAGGAUAUAGAUAAAGGGUUAUUAGGAGGGUGUGGUUUCCGUGACAUGCCUAUUGUGCCAUUAUAAUCUAUGAAUGUAUGGUCUGUAUAUUAAAACCACUGAUAUUUAACUUAAAAGUAACGAUAACACCACUUAGAACAGAUAACACGUUGAAAUUAACUUCACACUGAACACCUUCUAAUCUACGACUGAUGCAUUUCUGAUCGCUGACGACUGCCUUUUCACACGUACGUUCAAUAUGCACCCCUAUAUGUAUUCUGUACAGUACCAUCCCUUUGUUUUACCCGAGUGGGGAAAAAAAUCAACAUCUGUGUCGGAUUACCUUCACAAAAUGCAAUCUAAAACUGUGCUGUAUUUACCAAAUUAGAUUGUUUGCAAAUAUGCACGAGAUUAUUCAGCCAAGGGGUCAGCCGAACAUCCAGUUGACACAGAUAUGCACUGCUAAUCAUUAUUAAGGAGGUCCAGAGGCACGCUGUCGUCUAGCUGCAUCCCUGUCGUUUGCGGAGUGCUAGAAAAAACAACGUGUUUUAAGGACAUGACAACUCGCACCCUCACAUUUCAGGACGAACUUGGCCAAGAGCUUUCAGUGUUUAGAUUGCAAAGAAUUUAACCUCAAAUGAUCAUAUUUUGUUAUUGACAAUAAACUCAUUUUUAUAUUCAG
Lampris incognitus (smalleye Pacific opah) is the source of this 2416-nucleotide messenger RNA. RefSeq names its product grancalcin (gene gca). Bases 135 to 827 code for a protein of 230 amino acids. The record is from RefSeq and is a predicted model, not a curated record. Gene Ontology annotation, molecular function: calcium ion binding. NCBI's taxonomy places the organism in Eukaryota, Metazoa, Chordata, Actinopteri, Lampriformes, Lampridae. The transcript has 8 exons.